This is a messenger RNA of Engraulis encrasicolus (European anchovy), 3574 nucleotides long. RefSeq lists its product as uncharacterized. Gene Ontology annotation, molecular function: zinc ion binding; nucleic acid binding. NCBI's taxonomy places the organism in Eukaryota, Metazoa, Chordata, Actinopteri, Clupeiformes, Engraulidae. The transcript is spliced from 2 exons. The record is from RefSeq and is a predicted model, not a curated record. The coding region runs from base 2004 to 3086 and encodes 360 amino acids.
GAGCGCUGCUCCUUUAAGGGAGGUCUGACGCUGCGGCACACGUCACCACGCCGCUCGUAGAGGCUUAUGGGAAGUCUCUUCAUAAACACUGCCAGUGGCUAGUAUUCGGUAAGCCUGCAAAGUUCUCCUUUGCGCGUUUCAUCGCCACCGGCGAAUGCUGUGGUUGCUUCUCCCCUCGCCGUCGAGAGGAGUGCGGUGUCCAGUUCAGAUCUAGGAGAUGUGGACCAUUUCUUGUCCUCGUUGUGAUUCCAACUUGGCGUCUCUUACUUGGCUAGAGUGAUCUCUUGCUUCUCCACUGGCAAGGACUUCGGUGGACAAUACCAACGGUUACCUUGCGCAUUUCCCGUCUCCUGCACGCCGGUAUGUAUUAUAGUGGGUUAGCUUGUGCCUUUACCCAGCCCUGACUGUUUGUUUUCGUACCAUGGUUGCUAACGACGGCCAUUAUUAUGGUUUCAGCGUGUGGUCGCUACCGGCGCCUCGGCCGUGUACCUCUGUAUUGGCACUCCGACUGUGAGAAUCGCGCAUCGGUGCACCCUCAUCUCCGGGUAAGGUAACCUCUCGGCAGCAGAAUCGUGUCAUAGUGGGUGUCCUGCUAGCUUGGCUAACGCUCUCCUCCUCCCUCGCAGGUUGUAUCCGUGUGGCCGUGGUCAGACACACCACGCGUUUAGGUGCACGAGCGGCGACUUUUAGCCCCGGUUGUGUGGUGCCUCUGGAAGCCGGGAACCCGUAUCUCGGCUGCUGCUCCGGCCUCGGGAAAUCGGACAUUCGUGUGUGUGUGUGCGUUGGCGCGCUUUAGUUCAGUGUGUGUGUGUGUGUGUGUGUGUGUGUGGGCGCUCGGCUUGGUGUGAGCUGGUGUGUGAGCCAUUCCACAGUGUGUGUGCGUGUGCGUAAGUUGGUAUGUGUGAGUGUGUGUGUAGGUACCUAGGGGACUGCACUGAGCUGAGCCUCUGGGGUUUGGUUUACCUCCUGUUUUGAUUUUCGUUUUCUUUCGUUUGCUGUGCCUAAUUUCCUUUUUUUUCAUUAUUUCAUUCAAUUAUCUAAUUUCUUAUUUAACUGCAUGUGUUAAUUGGAUUUUGAUUUAUUUUGCAUGGUUUGCUAUGAUUUCUUGUUGUUUCUGUUUGUUGUGAACUAUUUCUUUACUUUUUCUUUUGUUAAUCCUGAGGUGUGCCAUUCGCCCUACUGUGUUAGCCGUGCCAGCCCCUAGUGGCAAAGCCUGACAACCUGAGUGUAAGUUCUAAGGCCUUGGGCCUACCAGGUGUGUUGUUUAUUGUGAAUUAAGGAACAUACUUUGGGGCAGGUGUUUACAGAUCCGCGGGUGUGGUGGCAGCACACCCACCCCUGCACUUUACUGUUAACGUGAACAUACUUUGGGGCAAGUGUUUAUCUAUCUGCGGGUGAUUGCGACAGCACACCCACCCCACUGCACUUUGUGAAUUGUGAGUACCUUUUUAUAUUUAUUGCAAAGAGUGAGAAAAAUAUAUUUUUAUAACGCACAGAAUAAUAAAGAUUUGAAUUAUUAAUUGUCACCACUGUCUCUGCCUCCAUUGUGCACGAACCUGUGUUUGCCUGGUAAUCUAUUGUGCGGGUACACUGUGUGUUGGUCCGGGGUAUCUGUAACUACCCCUAAUUCAUUUCCUCCGGGGGCUCCACCCCCGGGGGUGGCGUAGUCGAACUACUUCCUGUAACGGUCUCGCCCACUACAUUUUGGCUUAUAGUCGGGCAGGAUUGGCAUAGGAGCAGAGACACUGGUUUCAUUUUUUUAGGUUUUUUGUUUUGUCACUCUUUGUAAUGGAAAUUUGUCAUAUGGUCAAUGGUUGAAUGAGUGUAUGUAUGUGGUUGGUUGAAAGUGAGAGCACCACUGAAUAAGCGCUGUGAGUUUGUGUUUUUCCUGUAGAAGCGGAGCAGCAGCCGAGGUUGGGAGACCGCCCCUCUCUCGGGAUUUGGACCAGCCAUCCCUGUGAGUUUUUGCAUUUUCCAAAUUUGUCUUGAUCGGUUUCCGCAGCAUGUCGCGGGACGCACAAGAGGUUAGGGAUGAGUUGGCUGAGGUAAGAGCCGAGAAUGAGCGCUUAAAGGCCUCCCUCGCCCAGCGGGCCACAAGUACGAGCACAGUAAAUGGUAGCGCCCCGGCAGGGCCCGCUACAGAACGUUUGGUCUUUGUCCCAAGGGAAAAGAAGUGCCCAUUGUUUAGGGGAAAUGGGGGCAUAAGUAUCGAGGCGUGGAAGGAGGAGGCGGAGGCAUGUAUGCGGGCGCGCCAUUUUUCUGCUGCCGAGAGAGCCUAUUUUCUUUACGAUCACUUGGAUGGCGAGGCACGGGAUGAGAUCCGCUAUAGGCCGAGAGAAGAAAAAGAAAACCCAGAGAAAAUCUUAGAAAUUUUACAGGAGCUUUACGGUUGCCCACAGUCAUACGUGGCCUUGCAGGAGGCGUUCUUUUCGAGAAAACAGCAAGAGGGAGAGACACUGCUAGAGUUUUCAAUCGCAUUAAUGACCCUUAUUGAUAAGGUUAGACGAAAUGCGCCUGAGGGAAUUCUUAACGCUGACGUUCUUCUGCGUGAUCAGUUUGUGGAGCAUGUUAACGAGGGCGCCUUGCGUCGCCACUUGAAGAGUUUCAUUCGGACCACGCCGUUAGCCACUUUGAUCGCGGUGCGUAAGGAAGCCAUGCGUUGGGAACGGGAGGGCGCCGCCGAACCGCAGCGGCCGCGUAGCUUUUCCUUGUCUUCACUCGAUCGCUCCCUUGGGGUCCCUGGUACCUCUUGCGCCGUAAGCAUGGAUCCCCGUGGUGGGGCGCCGACCAGAUCUGAUAUGGAGAAGUUGCAGGCCGACAUGGCGAAGCUCAUGGAAAUGGUGCAAAAUCAACAGGCUCAGUUGCAGCAUUUUUCUCGGGGUGCGGCCACACAGGGGGAGCCACGGAGGCGAGGUCGGUCUCCUCGGGAGGGACCCCUUGUCUGCUGGCGCUGUCGUGCGACAGGCCAUAUUGCUGCGGAUUGUGACGGAGAACGAGUGGUGGGGCCCCCACAAGCACCCUCCCGUAGAGGCUCCGGGUUUUCGGAGAAUGGGCCCCUCCAACCGAACCAGCCCUCGGGAAACUGACGCCCACCGGACUGAGGAGUCACAGUCCGGGGGGGGCCUCUCUUGGCUCACGUAAUGCCCUUCACCCUCCCAAUGCCGCCGAGGCGUUACUUUCUAACUGUCCACAUCUGCUCGUCCGGAUAGGCGGGGUUCAGGUCCCCUGUCUCAUUGACACUGGGUCUAUGGUGUCCACCGUCACUGAAAGUUUCUUCGCUGCCAACUUCGAAUCUUUGGGGCAGGAGCGUUUACGCUCAUGUCACUGGCUGCAGCUCCGAGCGGCCAACGGCCUAGAGAUUCCUUACUUGGGCUACUUGGAGCUGAAUAUUGAGCUUUGCGGGAAGAGUAUGCCUGAUUGCGGUGUUCUGGUCGUUCGCGACCCCCCAGGGGGCACGGCUUCCGUGGUCCCUGGGGUUCUUGGUAUGAAUGUUAUCGGCAAGUGUUAUAAGGAACUUUUUGGGCGGCACGGUCCCACGCUUUUCGAUCUCCCAUCAGUGUCAACUGCCCCUCGA